Messenger RNA from Radiomyces spectabilis, 1797 nucleotides. Its product is annotated as P-loop containing nucleoside triphosphate hydrolase protein. Bases 240 to 1697 code for a protein of 485 amino acids. Gene Ontology annotation, molecular function: ATP hydrolysis activity; ATP binding. The record is from RefSeq and is a predicted model, not a curated record. The transcript has 11 exons. Lineage: Eukaryota; Fungi; Mucoromycota; Mucoromycetes; Mucorales; Radiomycetaceae.
CUGCCAUUGCCUGAUCUGGGGUUGCCGAAAAAAAAAAGAGUCGAUUCGCGAUCGUUUUUGUUGCCGAAAUUAGAGGGUCAUGGCUGUGAUCAACGAUUAUGUGACACGCUGCUACGGAGAAGAAGGAGCGAGGUAUUUCUCUUGACAGCAAAUUGGCCAGAAGAUGGAAGACCAACGCGUGUGAACUUAGGUUGGUGCAGUUGUUUCGACUUGCCUUUGGUGACGAUGCCGUUCCUGGAAUGGAUCCACUGAUCUCAGAAGAAUAUGCGGUCAAUACCGUGCUCUUAAGUGGCGAUGCAGGCACAGGAAAAUCGACUGUGCUAAAGAUGCUGGCGGAAAACCAUGGAGUUGCUAUAUUUCAAGUAAUGGUGGGUGAUUUGGCAGCGGAUUAUGACGGAAGAGUUGGCAAAGGGCUUCAGACGACUGUAUGGCAAGCGGUGAGUUUUCCGAAAAGUCUGAUUAUAUUGGAAGACGUAGAUUUGUUUUUCCCGACCAAUGCUGAAUCGGAAAAUGCGCCACUCAUGACGAUACUGCGCACAAGCUUGGAACUUAUGUCUCGUCAACGUCAGUCCAAUAUCUCGAGAACUGUUUUGGCAGGAACUUCCCGAAAAGUGGGUUCCAUAGCCACAGAUUUUCGGCACCUUUUCGAGGACAAGAUUCGUUUGCAGAUCCCGACACCGGCGGAAAGACAGAGCAUCCUACAAUACCUUGCUUCUGGCUUGAAAGUGGAAUCCACGAUCAAUUGGGACGAGAAAGCGGCUAAAGCACAUGCAUUUGUGGCGGCAGAUUUGGCUCAAUGGUGCCGACUCGCUGAAGAGAAAGCACUUCAGGAACGAUCAAGCAAAAUUUUAUCGCGUCACUUUGAGGAAACCUUUGAUAAUGUUCGACUGAGCAGUUUGCAAGAAAUGACAAUGGCAGAAAAGCCGGAAAUUACGAGGUGGGAUGAUAUUGGAGGAUUGACUCACGCAAAGCACGCACUUGAGGAAUCGGCUGUAUGGAUUUACAAGCACGCUGAUGCGUACAAACGACUAGGUAUCCGACCAUCGAAAGGGGUUCUUUUAUACGGCCCACCAGGUACCGGUAAGACCAUGUUGGCCAAAGCAGUGGCUACCGAGUCAUCAGCGAAUUUUCUGGCGGUGAGCAUCCCUGAUCUUGUCAAAGGGGAGGUGGGAGAAUCCGAGAAAGCAGUUGCCAAGAUCUUUGAGACCGCCAUCCGUUGCAGUCCGUGCGUUAUUUUUUUGGACGAGCUGGAAGCUGUGUUUGCUACGCGUGAAAGUAGUGGCGAUGUAGGGAGAAAGUUAAUCUCACAAUUCCUGAUCGAAAUGGAUCAUUUGGAUAAAUUGGACCAAAGUGUUAUCCUGUUGGGAGCCACCAAUCAUUUGGAUGCGAUUGAUAAAUCUAUUUUACGACCAGGACGAUUAGACCGGUUGGUGUAUGUGGGUGCUCCGGAUGAAGCGGAACGUUUAGAAAUUCUGCGCGUGCUCAGUGAAAAGACGCGAGUAUCGGCAAAUGUGGAUCUAGCGGAUGUGGCCAAAAGAACUUUAGGUUAUACAGGAGCGGAUCUCAAGGCUGUGAUAAGGAAAGCGGGUCUCUCUGCUCUGAAGCGACGCCACAACUCUCAUCAAGGCACCGCUCUCUGUAUCGAUCAGCAAGACAUUGAAGCAUCUUUAGCCGUCAUUGAACCAUCCAUGUCAUAAUUUUGUUCUCUUUUUUUCCAAACCGCAUACCCAUACCAGUAAACUAAUUGUCAUUCUCUCAUAAUAUAUUCGCAUCAUAGGCUGAAUGCUUGUGCCCGUU